Molecule: messenger RNA, 3870 nt
Organism: Rhinolophus ferrumequinum (greater horseshoe bat)
Lineage: Eukaryota; Metazoa; Chordata; Mammalia; Chiroptera; Rhinolophidae
Gene: MTMR6
Product: myotubularin related protein 6
Exons: 14
Coding region: 177-2036 (619 amino acids)
Biological process (GO): dephosphorylation
Cellular component (GO): nuclear envelope
Molecular function (GO): phosphatidylinositol-3,5-bisphosphate phosphatase activity
Source: RefSeq, a predicted model, not a curated record
UCUAGGAGACGGCGCUGGCCGGCUGCGCCUGCGCGGUGGACGCUGCUGUGGGCGGGCUACGGGCGGUGGCUCUGGCCCACUGAGAAUUCCUGCUGGGUCCCGGUCGCUGUCGCCGCCCGGGGUCUCUCGCCUUAUGGUACGCCUGUAAGGCGGGCUGCCGCAGACGUCCCCUAGCGAUGGAGCACAUCCGUACGACCAAGGUGGAGCAAGUGAAAUUACUUGACCGAUUCAGUACCAGCAACAAGUCAUUAACAGGAACACUGUAUCUUACGGCCACGCAUCUAUUAUUUAUAGACUCUCAGCAGAAAGAAACCUGGAUAUUGCAUCACCAUAUUGCCUCAGUAGAGAAACUGGCUUUGACGACUUCUGGAUGCCCACUUGUGAUUCAGUGCAAGAACUUCAGGAUUGUGCAUUUCAUUGUUCCCAGAGAAAGAGAUUGCCAUGAUAUUUACAACUCUUUGCUACAACUUUCAAAACAAGCAAAAUAUGAAGAUCUCUAUGCAUUCUCUUAUAAUCCCAAGCAAAAUGACUCAGAACGACUACGAGGCUGGCAACUCAUUGACCUUGCUCAGGAAUAUAAAAGGAUGGGAGUGCCAAAUUCAAACUGGCAGUUGUCUGAUGCCAACCGAGACUACAAGAUUUGUGAAACUUAUCCCAGAGAACUUUAUGUUCCCCGAAUAGCAAGCAAACCAAUAAUUGUUGGUAGUUCCAAGUUCCGCAGCAAGGGAAGGUUCCCCGUCCUUUCCUACUACCAUCAAAAUAAGGAGGCUGCCAUUUGUCGAUGUAGCCAACCACUGUCAGGAUUCAGUGCCCGGUGCCUGGAGGACGAACAUUUGCUGCAAGCCAUUAGCAAAGCCAACCCAGCCAAUCGCUAUAUGUAUGUCGUGGAUACCAGGCCCAAACUGAAUGCAAUGGCCAACAGAGCAGCUGGAAAAGGUUAUGAAAAUGAAGACAACUAUUCUAAUAUUAGAUUUCAGUUUGUUGGAAUUGAAAACAUUCAUGUCAUGCGGUCCAGCCUUCAGAAAUUAUUGGAAGUCAAUGGUACCAAAGGCCUUUCUGUCAAUGAUUUCUACUCUGGUUUGGAGAGCUCAGGAUGGCUUCGCCAUAUCAAAGCUGUCAUGGACGCUGCAAUCUUCUUAGCCAAAGCAAUAGUGGUUGAAAAUGCAAGUGUUUUGGUACAUUGUUCCGAUGGCUGGGAUAGGACUUCUCAGGUCUGUUCCCUUGGCUCUCUUUUAUUGGAUUCCUACUACAGGACAAUCAAAGGAUUCAUGGUUUUAAUAGAAAAGGAUUGGAUCUCCUUUGGACAUAAAUUUUCAGAGAGGUGUGGCCAUUUGGAUGGUGACCCAAAGGAAGUCUCACCGGUGUUUACUCAGUUCUUGGAAUGUGUGUGGCAUUUGACUGAACAGUUUCCACAAGCCUUUGAAUUCAAUGAAGCGUUUCUUCUUCAGAUCCAUGAACAUAUUCAUUCAUGCCAAUUUGGAAAUUUCCUUGGAAAUUGUCAGAAAGAAAGAGAAGAACUCAAGUUAAAGGAGAAGACUUACUCCCUCUGGCCAUUUCUUCUGGAUGACCAAAAGAAGUACUUAAAUCCUCUCUACAAAUCUCAGAAAUUUGCAGCUUUGGAGCCAAAUACAGUAUCUUUCAAUUUUAAGUUUUGGAGAAACAUGUACCACCAGUUUGAUCGAACAUUGCAUCCCAGGCAGUUGGUGUGUAAUACAAUUAUGAACAUGAAUGAGGAAAAUAAACAGUUAGAGAAAGAUAUUAAAGACUUGGAAUCUAAAAUUAAACAACGCAAAAAUGAGCAGAUAGAUGGAGUUCUCACCAAAGACUUGUUACACACAGUUCAUCCUGAGUCACCUGCCCUCAAAACCUCCCUGUGUUUUAAGGAGCAAACUCUGCUACCUGUGACUGAUGCUCUUCGAACUAUAGAGGGCAGCAGCCCGGCAGAUAACCGGUACAGCGACUACGCCGACGAGUUUUCCAAAUCGGAGCCUGCCAUGGUCAGCGUGGAGUACGGCGUGGCCAGGAUGACUUGUUAGACUUGCAGUGUUUCCUGGACAGACUGUAACGCGAGAAGUGGAUGUUGUGAGGAUGGUCUGUGUGCGUGACCAAAUGGAAUAGUGAUCUUAGAGGGCAGCAGGAGGUUAAUAGUUGAAGAAAGGAUAAUAACUGCUCUCGUGAUAGAGACAAGUCAGUUUACUUGCAUUUCUAGCAAGGAACAUGACUGUCUCAGUUCUUUAAGAAACAAGUCAUAUUGGCACAUUUACUCAAAACACAAUUUGCAUUGUAUACUAGUAAAUCGACAUUCUGUAUGAUUUAUGUAGUAAUUACAGCCAAAUAUGAAGAGCCUUACUUAAAUAUAAUUUAAUUGCCAGGAAACAAAAUUUGACAAGGCCGUCCCUUCCAUAAUAAUUGACAUGGCAUGUACUUUGGAUUAUGUAACCAUGUAACUGUGAAUAUUUACAGGUUUUGCCUAUUAGUGAUGUUUAAUGUUGAAGUGCCAUGAGAAAUAUUUCUAAGAAAGCCUUAAAAUCUCAGUUUAGUCUUUAAUUCCGAUUACAAUUUGCUUUGUACUACAUUUGAUGACUUGCUGUCUACAACUUAGGUUAUUGAUUUUUUGAAUAUGCCUAAGCACAUUUGACUGUCUCUUAUGUAUGGAUUACUGCAUUCUGUCGAUUAUAUUUUGUGGUUGUCUUUAUUCCUUUGAUAAAACUGUGUAAGCAGAAAAAGCUAAAGCUCUAAAACUUCUUAGAAACAAUGAGUAGUACCUGUACUUUUAAACUGUUUUCUCUCUCAAUGAAUUACUCCUCUUACUGAGACUAUCUUACUUUCAAUUUACCCAAACAUUUUUGGGUGAAAACAAAAGGGAAGUAUAGAUCAGUUAGACUUUCCUUGGUUUGAUGAAUCUUAAAGUAGUCAUUUCUGUGUGGAAUAUUAUUUUCUGUUAAUAUAGAAGAAAAAUAGGAAAAUGAAGGAUAGCCUAAUACAAAGUUAGUGUUUAACAAACACGAUUUAAUUGCUGGGAAGAGUUUCAUUUUGCCUUGUUAUGUUAACCGUUUGUUCUAUGUACUGGUACAUAUCUUUAAGUUCCACAAAAAAAAAAAAAAAAAAAUCACUUACAGUUGAGGGCCUGCCGGGCUGGGGCGACCACAUUCACACAGGGCCUGGAAGCCUGAGGUCCGGAUUGCCGAAACCAGCUGGCUUCAGAACUGAAAAUUUAACUAACAUGGGUGGCACAAGGAUGAUUCAAGGGUACUAGGAGAUCUGCACAGCUUCGCUCGUGCUUCUUUUUAUUACACCUGUAUCUAUUAUUAGUUUUGAACAUAAACACCUUUUUCAAGUGAAAGAAAGCUUUGUUGUAUUAGAGCUUGUCUAAUCCUGUUUAUUUUGCCAAUGCUUUUCUGUAUGUAACACAUUAUGUAAUAGGAAAAACACGCCUUUUUAAACUGUAACAGAAAUGCACUAUAUAUAAAAUAUAAUUUGUGAUAUUUAAGCACUGGGACAGGAAACUUAAUCUUUGUGACCACAAAGGGAAAGCUUUUGUGCCUUGUUACGUGGUUCCAGUACUGAUUGUGGUUUUAGAAUCUUUAAAGAGACUUGAAAGUCUCGUUAGGGACUUCUUAUAUUCAGCUCUUUGGUUUAUUAUCUUAAUUUUCAACUUGAGGCACAUAUAUGUGGUUAUAUGCUCAGCACACAUGGCCUGAGAGAUCAGUUAACAUCCGAAGUGACCCUAUAGGGAACAUGUUGGCAAAAAGCAUAUUGUGUAUAUGUCUUAUAAAAUUGAAUUUAUGUUCAGUGUGUUUGGGAAUGUAUAGCAUGUAAAUUAUUUCGUAUAUUAUUUAAAGGUAAUUAAAGUUCAUGUUUUACUUUGAA